UGAGUCGAACUGAAUAGCCCUAAUUUUAAAUGAAUUUAAUCCCAUAGGAAGAAUAUAUAUAAUACUACCUCUCCCAUAUAUAAAGUAUAAAACAUUUUAUUGAAACAAGAGAACUUGUUGAUAAGCAACAGAGAUAUGGGAGAAGUAAGCAUGAAAAAGAGUAUAGAUGCAUUACCAAGACGUUACUUGUUGAAGAUUGAAUCAUUUUCUUUGCUCUCAGAAAAUGGUAUUUACAAGUAUGAAUCAAAUGAGUUUGAAUCUGGUGGCUUCAAUUGGAAAAUGAUCAUUCAUGGAGAUGGAGAUGGAGAUGGAGAAGACCAUAUAUCAGUAUACUUGGCCAUUAUUAAGCCAAGUUCCCUACAUGGUGUUUGGGAGGUGAAUGCCUCAUUUAGCUUCUUGAUAUUCGAUCAAAUUCACGACAACUAUAAUGUAAUGAAAGGAAUGGAGAGGCGUUUUCGCAAUAUCAAGACUGAAUGGGGUCUAUCAAAAUGUAUCUCUCAUGAAACAUUCAAAAAUCCGUCUAAUGGUUACCUUGUUAAUGACAAAAGUAUAUUUGGAGUUGAUGUAUAUGUCAUCAAGAACCAUGGGAUAGGUGAAUGUAUGUCCUUAUUGAACGACUCCAACGUUUAUAAGCACGAAUGGAAGAUCACUGAAUUCUCGGAAUUGAAGAAUGAAGUGUAUUCUGGAGAGUUUACUGUUGAGGGUUAUAAAUGGAAACUUUCAUUGUAUCCUACAGGUGAUAGUAGACAAAAUGGUCAGAGUAUCUCCGUGUUUCUUGAAUCAGUUGAUGCUAAAGGAUUUGAUCGCCACAAAAGUGUCGGGGCAAAAUUUAGCAUUUCCGUCAAAAACCAGAUCAGUGGUGACCAUCACAAGAAUAUUGGUGGGGCGAAUUGGUAUUCAGCUGCUUCAUACAGUUGGGGCUGGUCAUCGUUUAUGCGAUGUUGUGAACUGAAUGAUCCUAAAAAGGGCUUUCUUAUUGAAGACUGUUGCAUUCUUGAAGCUGAGGUUUCUGUUGUUGGAGUCGUUAAUUGUUUAACUUAAAAUCUUUGUAUUAACACUUUAAUACGCCCCCGUGAGACUAUAUUGGGUAUGUUGCUUGGCUUUAAAGCAUCUUGGUGAAACAAGAGUUGUGUUAUUUCUAGUGUAAUUAUCUUUCAUAUUUCUAUGUUUCAGAUUUUUCAAUUG
Molecule: messenger RNA, 1185 nt
Organism: Solanum pennellii
Lineage: Eukaryota; Viridiplantae; Streptophyta; Magnoliopsida; Solanales; Solanaceae
Product: MATH domain and coiled-coil domain-containing protein At3g58270-like
Exons: 6
Coding region: 136-1041 (301 amino acids)
Molecular function (GO): protein binding
Source: RefSeq, a predicted model, not a curated record